This is a messenger RNA of Hippopotamus amphibius kiboko, 4090 nucleotides long. It is a transcript of the gene ZBTB3, whose product is annotated as zinc finger and BTB domain containing 3. Gene Ontology annotation, molecular function: RNA polymerase II cis-regulatory region sequence-specific DNA binding; protein binding; DNA-binding transcription factor activity, RNA polymerase II-specific. Gene Ontology annotation, biological process: regulation of transcription by RNA polymerase II. The record is from RefSeq and is a predicted model, not a curated record. The coding region runs from base 45 to 1691 and encodes 548 amino acids. The transcript has 2 exons. Gene Ontology annotation, cellular component: nucleus. Lineage: Eukaryota; Metazoa; Chordata; Mammalia; Artiodactyla; Hippopotamidae.
GCUUUCUCUGCUAGUUCCCACCGUCGGGCUUCUUAGCGCCUGGAAUGCGAGAGAGGUUCAGGGAGUUCCCGGAGUGGGGCGUAGAGGGAGCCACUGGUGGAGACCUUCCUAGGGUCCCUUUCCCUUCGUGGGGUGCUAUGGAGUUCCCAGAACACAGCCAGCAGCUGCUGCAGAGCCUCCGAGAGCAGCGGUCCCAGGGUUUCCUUUGUGACUGCACGGUGAUGGUGGGUAGCACCCAGUUCUUGGCCCAUCGGGCUGUGCUGGCCUCCUGCAGCCCAUUUUUCCAGCUUUUCUACAAAGAGCGGGAACUGGACAAGAGGGAUCUGGUGUGUAUCCACAACGAGAUUGUCACAGCCCCAGCCUUUGGGCUGCUUCUGGACUUUAUGUAUGCUGGCCAGCUGGUCCUGAGGGGGGAUACCCCUGUGGAGGAUGUGCUAGCUGCUGCCAGCUACUUGCACAUGAAUGAUAUUGUCAAGGUGUGUAAGCGGCGGCUGCAAGCCCGGGCCUUGGCUGAGGCGGAUAGUACCAAGAAGGAGGAAGAAACCAACUCACAGCCCCCUAAUUUGGAGUUUUUGUCCAGCACUUCCCGUGGCCCCCAAACUGCGUUGCCAUCUGCAGAGACAUCAGGUCAUUGGGGCAAAGGGGAAUGGAAAGGCUCAGCAGCUCCCUCACCUUCUGUCUGUCCACCAGAUGAGCCACCAAUGCCGGCUGGGGCUGACACUACACAGCCUGGCGUGGAGGUUGACUCACCACAUCUGCGGGCACCUCCUCCACCAGUAGCUGAUGUCUCUCUUGCCAGCCCCAGUAGCUCUACAGAGACCAACCCUGCAAACUACUUCUCUUCGGGCCUCCCAACACUUUCAGUGGAGCCACUGGCUCCCCUUGAUGCGGGUUCUGAGAGUCUGAGGGUGGUGGAACCAAGGGGAACUGGAGGACCAUUGCAAGGCUUCUAUCCCCCGGCUUCGGCUACAGUCCCAGUCCCAGCCCCCGUUCCAUCCCAGGCUUCAGCCCCAGCAGAAGCGGAGCUGGUCCAGGUGAAAGUAGAAGCUAUUGUGAUUUCCGAUGAGGAGGCUGAUGUGUCAGAGGAACAGCCUCGGGGUCCUGAGGGACUGUUUCCACCUGGAGGAGCAAUGUAUGGUGGACAGCCCCCCCAGCCAGAGGCCUUUGAGGAGCCAAGGGCAGCAGGACUGGAGGAGAUAGGGCCCAGUGACCACUUCCUGCCACCAGAUCCUCAACUACCCUACCAUUUGCUGCCAGGUCCAGGGUAUCAUCGAGGACUGGUAACCUCACCCCUGCCUGCUCCACCCGCCCUGCAUGAGCCACUCUACCUGCCUUCUGAGUAUGAAGCAGCCCCAGGAAGCUUUGGGGUUUUUACUGAGGAUGUCCCCACUUGCAAGACAUGUGGGAAGACCUUCUCAUGCUCUUACACACUGCGGCGCCACGCCACAGUGCACACGCGUGAGCGACCCUACGAGUGCCGCUACUGCCUGCGAAGCUACACACAGUCAGGGGACCUGUACCGCCACAUCCGCAAAGCUCACAAUGAGGACCUGGCCAAACGCAGCAAACCGGAUCCAGAGGCUGGCCCCCUCAUGGGAGUGCAGCCCCACCCUGGCUCCCCGACAGCAGACAGACAGAACAGCAGUGCUGGAGGGCCACCCAAAGAUUUUGUACUUGGUCCCAAAAACUAACAUCUGGGAGCGCAUGCCCUGAGGCUAGGCCUGCUCUUACCACCAUUAGGGGGCAGCACGGAAGGUGGGAAGCAUCUCAUUUCCCCUGCUGGAGACAGAAUGAAGAUUCUGCCCAGGCUGAAGGUUCCUACCCUUUUCUUUUCCGCCAGAUAGCAGGACUUCAUAGGGCAUUGCAUCUCAGUCAGCUCCUCACCAAGGGCGCUGGGAAUUUUCCUGAGGUGUAAUCACUUCUCACUCUGCAUUUUGGACCAUAAAGCUAGCAGUGAAAUUCUCUCUCUGAACUGGUGUUGGCUGGUUUCUUCCACAAACCUGCAUGCCUCCGAUUCUUUCAUAGCUCUCCUCCAAACCUUUUAGGAAUCUGACACUUGUUAUUUGGGGUAGGGGUGGUGGUCAGGUUGCUUAUGAGGGAAAAAGUGAGACAGGCAGAGGGCAGUGUAGACUUUACUUAGGAAAAGUAUACAAAUUAGGGAAUUUUACACAAUUAUGGUUUAUUGUUGUAGUUGAGCUCCUGUGUCCUGGGCUGUAGUGAGGACUUCGCAUAAAUAUUUAAUCCUCAACAACUUGAUGAGGUAUUAUCUCUCUCCUUGAUUUUUUUCCCACGGACAAGGAAACUUGAGACUGAACAAUCAACCUUAAUUUGUUCAAGGUUACAGAGCUAGAUAAGGGGCAAGCCAGAGUUUGAACCCUGGCUUAUGACUUCAAAUACCAGGCUGGUUUAAAACAUUGUUGAAGAUGGUUAACUUUAAACUAGAAAUUGUUUUUGUCUUUGACCUUUUGAGUGUUCGGUUUUGUUGCCUCCCCCCUUUCCCUCUGCUUUCCAUGGAGAAAGACCUAUGGUUGACUGUUUCAACAACAGAUACUGUAUUGAUGACUUGAAAUUUUUGCCUACAUGUCUUAAAUGUGAAUUGAGGUCUCUGAAGAUAACUGGAAGACAGAAAACACUAAGCUCCAUGGUGGUAGGUGUGUGGGGGGAGGUUGAGGGCCUACGAAAUGGAAAUGAUGGGUGCAUGGGAAAACUAAAGCAAGAAACUCUAGAUGAGAGAAUCUUAGAGUUCAUUUGGUCCAACUCCCUCACUUAAAAGGUAUGAUGACAGGUUGAAUUACUUAUCUAUGGUCACACUGGUGAUUGCUAACAGUGGAGAUAGCAAAGAAAUGGGAAUUUGGGGUGUUGCUGUGGCUUGGGGUUGGGAGGAAGUGUUCUAGGAAUGUAAGAGAAGGGUCUAGCCCUGCCUGCGGUGAAGACUGUAGGGUGGACCAGAAGGCUCCCCAUAAACCUUUUCUCUUCGGCACAUACAGAACUGAGUGCAAAAAAAGCAGGAAGGAGUAUUUAAAAAAGAUGAAAAUAUGAGUGAAUUUUCUGAAUUUCUUCUCUCUUUUUGGAUUUGUCACAUUCAUCCCUGUGAACUCUUACUAGGAAGCUUCUGUUUUUGAGUCUUAGGAAGGAGACAGAGCUGAACAUCAAAGAUUAGGUCAAAGAAAGCUCCUUACCUGGGGUAAUAUGGGAAGCAAAAGUUGACGCUUAGCAUUUCCAUGGCUAAGAGAGUGAAUUCUAAGCCUUUCAUUUUCCUUGUGUUGGAAUAACCUUUUGUCUUUCAAAUGGCUAAUUUUAUUUAUGCAAGUACAUUACUGCCUUAACUCCUUGGUGAAACAAGGCAAGAUAUACAUAAAUACACUAAGAGCUAUUUUAUUUGAGUGGAGCACCUUUUCCAAAGUCUUUCCUAGAGCAAAUAUCACAUCAAAAUACCUAUAAGAAUCAGUUGCCUUUAAAAGAGUGAAAUUUAUGGUAUGUGAAUUAUCUAUCAAUUAAAAAAAGACACGAUGGGGGUGGGGAAGAAAUCGGUUGCCUCAGAGUAUCAGUUCCUAAAAGCAAGGCAUAAUAAAUAUGUGUACAUGUGUAUAUAAUGUAUAUAAUUUUUCUGGACCGUCUGGGGAACACAGGAACCAUUGUUACUGUCUUGGCCAAGUGCAGUAAGUAAAGAGGAUGUGUUACUUGGUGAUUCUCCUGGGGAGCAAGUAUUUGCUUUCUGUUCCCAGCACAGAAUGCUUUCUUCAUUGGAGGUGGCAGCCAGGAACUUGAAAGGUGUUUAAAGCAGCAGCCAACACAAUUACAGCCACAGUUGCCUCACUUUAUAACCUGCUGGACACCAAGAACGGUUUAUGCCUGUCUGUAGAGGUGUGAUCAAUAGAGAACUCUCUCUGGUUUCCACUACUCUUGAUGGCCCCAUCCAUGGAUUCAGCGAACCCUAAGUCAGCUCAUCUAACCUCUAGCCCAACACUGGAUCCUCCUUUUGCCAAGUGUUGAAAGGGAACUCACUGUUCCCAAAGGAAACCUAUCCUACUGCUGGACAACCCUAAUCAUUGAACAAUUAUUCCUUCCACUGCGGCAAAAUCAGCCUCCU